AUAAACUAUUAAUUUAACAAGGCCUUAUAUAAACUAUUAAUUUAAUUUGAAGAAAAAUCUUAAAUAAAUUGAAACAAUGAAGUUUCUCGCCGAUUCUGUAGCACGUGCUCGAAUUGGUACACUGAGUGGAUUCGAAAGAAUGCCUAAUGUAUCUUUUGAAACACCCCUACUUAUGAUUUAUACAAAGGGUGGCGGUGUACCACAUUUAACAAAAGAUGUCUUUAAAAUGGUAACAACAAAACAACAAUUGUUAUCUGUUUCACUUCCCUCAACCAUAUCAAUGAAAGAUACUCUUAAAGAGCUUAAUAUUUCUUUUGCUGAAUUCGUCUGCAUGGAGGAGUAUAUCAAUUUUUUAUCAAUACACGAUAUUGCAUAUACCACAAAUUCUGGCUUCCAGCGAUUGGACUCUAUUUCACUUUGGUCCAGAACAGGAAGAGUAUUUCUUACUGCUAAAGAUUACAUGGAGAUUGUGCAGGCUUUUAAACCAGACUUUUAUGUUGCUUUGUGUGAUGGAGAUACAAAUGUGAACAGUAGUGCAAAACGAGUGUCAAAGGCUGUAUCUCGAAGUAAAGUACUACUAGAACAAUGUUUAGAUAUACACCUGGGCUCAGACACAUUGAAAUCAAAAGGAAUAUUGGGGCCAGUAGAGGGUGGGUAUAAUUUGGAAGCCAGAGAGGAAUCGAUAAGUUAUUUAAAGGAUAAGCCUUUAGCAGGAUUUGUAAUAGAUGGGUUACACAACAAUGGUCCAAGUGUGCAAAAUGUUUCGUCAGAACAAGUAAAACAAGUAGUCCAGCACACUAUUAAUUUACUGCCUGCUGAUAAAGUAAGAGUAUCAAUGGGCUGCUGGAAUCCAACUACAGUGCUUGAUCUUAUUGAGUUAGGAGUAGAUAUAUUCGACUCGUCCUACCCUUAUGUAAUCACUGAACAAUCUAAGGCUUUGAAUUUCAUGUGCGAUUGUUCUGACACUUGUGCAAGUGAUGAGUAUGCAAUAUCAGUAGCAGAGAAAAGGUACAAAGAUGACUUCUCUCCUAUUUGUAAGAAAUGCACGUGUAUCACAUGUAAAAAUCAUACAAAAGCGUAUCUCCAUCAUUUGCAGCAGACCAAAGAAAUGCUCGGCUCGGUUCUUCUAAUGAUACACAACACACAUCAGUACCUUGACUUUUUCACAGCCAUUCGUGACAGUAUAAGAAACGGAACGUUCAAUCAACUUCGUACAAAAUUUGUUCAAAAAACGUUACUUAGCAACUGUAAAUCUGGAAACUAAGUUAGUCACAUAAAAAAUUCGGAUCGAGAUAGUUGUAAGAGGAGGAAUUGCUGAAACUGUGUGGGAGAUAGUCUUGGUCGUAAC
Molecule: messenger RNA, 1348 nt
Organism: Pseudomyrmex gracilis
Lineage: Eukaryota; Metazoa; Arthropoda; Insecta; Hymenoptera; Formicidae
Product: queuine tRNA-ribosyltransferase accessory subunit 2
Exons: 7
Coding region: 77-1264 (395 amino acids)
Molecular function (GO): tRNA-guanosine(34) queuine transglycosylase activity
Source: RefSeq, a predicted model, not a curated record